Molecule: messenger RNA, 2202 nt
Organism: Didymosphaeria variabile
Lineage: Eukaryota; Fungi; Ascomycota; Dothideomycetes; Pleosporales; Didymosphaeriaceae
Gene: gap1
Product: RasGAP protein
Exons: 5
Coding region: 1-2202 (733 amino acids)
Biological process (GO): regulation of actin cytoskeleton organization; regulation of GTPase activity
Cellular component (GO): cell cortex
Molecular function (GO): GTPase activator activity; protein binding
Source: RefSeq, a predicted model, not a curated record
AUGUCGUCACACGAUGGCUCGCGUUCGGUGCGCCAGUCGAAGCGCUAUUCAGUCACGGCGCUGUACCUAUCCAUGUCCGCAAAGGACAAGGAUCUGGAGAUUGAAGAUGACCUAGCUAAAGCGCAGAAGAUAUUGCGUGAACUCAAAUCCAAGAUCUCGUCGCAAUCGAAGAAGAACUUCGUUCUCGAAAAGGACGUGCGCUAUCUCGAUUCACGUAUAGCACUGCUCAUUCAGAACCGCAUGGCUUUGGAAGAGCAAAAUGAGGUCGCAAGCCACCUUGACGAUGCUACCGAACUUCAAGAGGGCUUCUUUCCGAACGACGAGAAGACUCAAAAAUACGGAAACUUGCUUUUUCUGCUCCAGUCCGAGCCCAGACACGUUGCGCAUCUUUGCCGCCUUGUAUCCAUGGCCGAGAUCGAUGCGCUACUACAAACAGUCAUGUUCACUAUCUACGGAAACCAAUACGAGAGUCGCGAAGAACAUCUGCUACUCACUAUGUUCCAGUCUGUCCUCACAUAUCAGUUCGACAACACACCGGAUUACAGUUCGCUCCUUCGCGCAAACACCCCCGUUUCUCGCAUGAUGACCACCUACACUCGACGAGGACCUGGUCAGAGCUAUCUGAAGGUCGUUCUGCAGGACAGCAUUAAUUCACUGAUCGAGCUUAAGGAUCUCAAUCUGGAGAUUAACCCUCUCAAGGUGUACGAGAAGAUGGUCACCGACAUUGAGGAUCAGCAGGGUACCCUCCCAGCGAACCUGCCCAAAGGUGUGACUGCCGAACAGGCUGCAGAGAACGAGACAGUGCAGCAGAUCAUCGCUCCCCGGUUGACAAUGCUCAUGGAGAUUGCUAACAACUUUCUGACCACCAUUAUCACUGGCUUAGAAGAGACGCCAUAUGGUAUCCGAUGGAUAUGUAAACAAAUUCGCAGUUUGUCGAAGCGAAAGUACCCAGACGCACAGGAUCAGACCAUCUGCACGCUCAUUGGCGGUUUCUUCUUUCUUCGAUUCAUCAACCCGGCCAUCGUCACUCCACGGUCAUACAUGCUCAUUGAUGCGACUCCAGCGGAAAAUCCCAAACGGACACUGACAUAUAUUGCAAAGAUGCUCCAGAACCUGGCCAACAAACCGUCUUACGCAAAGGAACCAUACAUGGCAAAACUCCAGCCAUUCAUCCAGCUCAACAAGGAUCGCAUUAACAAAUUUCUGCUUGACUUAUGCGAAGUCCAAGACUUCUAUGACACGUUGGAAAUGGACAACUACGUGGCGCUUUCCAAAAGAGAUCUAGAGCUAUCCAUCACUCUAAACGAAGUGUAUGCGACACACUCCCUGUUGGAGCGGCAUGCCGUGGAAUUGGCCAAGGAUGACAGCUCACAUCUUGGUGUCAUUCUCGGAGAGCUUGGUCCUGCUCCUGCCCAGCUACCUCGCAAGGAAAAUCGAGCAAUCAAUCUUCCUUUGUUCAGCAAGUGGGAAACUCCCAUUGACGAUCUGACUGCAGCUCUGGACAUCACCCAGGAAGAGAUCUUCUUUAUGGAGGCUAAGUCGACAUUUGUGAUGAUCUUGAGAUCGCUGCCGCCAAACAGCUCCAUCACCCGGCGACCGCUAAGACUGGACCGCAUUGCCGAAGCAGCGGCCACCACGAAGAACGACUCGGUCAUGGUGAAGAAGGGUAUUCGCAGUAUGGAGUUGCUGAGCCAGCUACAAGAGCUUGGAGUCGUAGACAAAGAAGACGGUUUCUCACUGCUCCGCGAUGAGGUUGAGCAGGAGCUGGUGCACCUUGGCUCCAUGAAGGAGAAGGUUAUAGAAGAGACCAGGAAACUUGAAGAGGUUUUCCGCACCAUUCGCGACCACAAUGCCUACCUCGUUGGGCAGCUCGAGACCUACAAGUCAUAUCUCCACAACGUCCGCAGUCAAUCCGAAGGCAAGACCAGGAAACAGCAGAAGCACCAAGUAUUGGGACCAUACAAAUUCACCCAUCAGCAACUUGAGAAGGAAGGAGUCAUCCAGAAGAGCAAUGUGCCUGAAAACAGGAGAGCUAACAUCUACUUCAACUUUACCAGUCCAUUGCCUGGAACCUUUCUGGACGACCUGCUUGAGAUGCAGAAAGACAACCAGGAGGAUCUAGAUCUGGAGUACGUCCAGUUCAACGUUUCCAAAGUGCUCGUCCUUCUAAACAAGCGAUUCGCUCGCAAGAAGGGUUGGUAG